GACAAGUGACAGCCGUCUUGUGGUUGUGUGGCAUGUGCGGUGUGCACGGUUUUGUGGUGAAAUAUUAAAUUAAAUAUAUUUAAAUAACACUUUUAAACUAUUGCAUCAUGAAAGUCGUGUGUAAUAAAAGUAACCCGCCCUUAGGCGGUCUAUUCGCUGUAGAACUCCACAGGUCGUCUGCUGGAGAUGUAGAGAUUGUUUGGGAUGGCGAAUCAUCGAUUACCUUACCCAAUUCAAGCAAAUCUUUGCCAUAUGGCACAAGUAAUGACUUAAUAAGAAUACUCGAAAACACGUUUAAUAAAUCGGCCGGCCCAUUACAGAGAGUUACCAUGAAUCACUGGCUGUCUUUUAGCCUUAUUCUUGAUGAAGAGAUCCCAAAAUCUUUGGAAUACUUGGAAAAAACGCUUGGACCUCUAACAUACUUAGUUGGAGAAUCACUAUCUGUUUCUGAUUUGGCUGUCUUCAGUGUGCUUUAUGCUUCCAAUAAGUUUAAAGAGAUUUCCAAAUCAAAUCCUCCAAACAACAUUAUAAGAUGGAUGAAACUGAUCCAAGCUCAACCUUGUGUGGAGAAAGUUUUGAGAGAAUUGCCUGCAGAUAUUCUUGAAAAUGUGGCUAAAACCUCAUCAAGGAGAUCUCCACCAGCAAGUAAGGAAACAGUUAGUGGUCGGCAACAAGAGGGCAAAUUCAUUGAUCUGCCUCACGCUGAAAUGGGAAAAGUUGUUGUACGUUUUCCACCUGAAGCAUCUGGAUAUUUACAUAUUGGCCAUGCAAAGGCAGCUUUGUUGAACCAAUAUUACCAACAAGCAUUUGAAGGUAAACUGAUCAUGAGAUUUGAUGAUACCAAUCCAGCCAAAGAAAAUGCUGAUUUUGAAAAGGUAAUUCUAGAAGAUGUCAAGAUGUUGGAGAUCAAACCAGACAUGUUCACGCACACAUCCCAGUACUUCGAUCUGAUGCUACAACUUUGUGAAAAACUCAUCAAGGAGGGCAAAGCGUUUGUUGAUGAUACACCUGCUGAACAGAUGAAAAAUGAAAGAGACCAGAAAGUGGAAAGCAAGAAUAGAAAUAACUCUGUGGAGAAAAAUCUGCAACUAUGGGAGGAAAUGAAGAAAGGAAGUAACAUUGGUAUACAAAACUGCGUUCGCGCCAAAAUUGAUAUGCAGUCCAUGAAUGGUUGUCUCCGAGACCCAACCAUUUACCGUUGUAAACCAGAACCGCAUCCGCGUACGGGCACUGAAUAUAAGGUGUACCCGACAUACGACUUCGCGUGUCCCAUAGUAGACUCCAUAGAAGGUGUGACGCAUGUUCUAAGAACUAUGGAGUAUCACGACAGAGAUCCGCAAUUCUACUGGUUUAUUGAUGCUCUUGGCUUGCGGAAGCCUUAUAUUUGGGAGUACAGCAGACUGAGCAUGACAAAUACAGUUCUAUCAAAGAGAAAAUUGACAUGGUUCGUGGAGCAGGGGCUUGUUGACGGAUGGGAUGAUCCACGCAUGCCGACAGUACGCGGUGUGUUACGGCGCGGCAUGACCGUGGAAGGCUUGAGACAGUUCAUCCAAGCCCAGGGCUCGAGCCGCUCAGUCGUCUUCAUGGAGUGGGAUAAGAUAUGGGCUAUUAAUAAAAAGGUGAUCGAUCCAAUUGCACCACGCUAUACAGCGCUAGAAGCAGACCCAGUAGUUGUAAACCUUAAAGGAGUAGCCGACUCAACCUUGACCGUGGCCCUUCACCCCAAGAACCCGGAUAUUGGCUCCAAAACCGUCUGGGUCUCGUCCAAGUUGUUAAUCGAUCAAGUGGAUGCGCAAGCGCUGAAAGAAGGGGAGAAUACUACGUUUAUCAACUAUGGAAAUGUUAUGAUUGAUAAGAUUCAUAAAUCUGCCGAUGGCAAAGUCACAAGUGUGGAUGGCACACCCAACCUCGAUAACAAGGAUUAUAAGAAAACCCUAAAGAUCACGUGGCUAGCGGACUCGCAGAAAUCGCCCCGUGUGGAAGUGUACUGCGUGUACUUCGACCACAUCAUAUCCAAGCCACUGCUCGGAAAGGAUGAGGACUUCAAACAGUACAUUGGACAUCAGACGAGGUGGGAGGUACCCAUGAUAGGCGAGCCUGAACUAGCCAAACUGAGAGUGGGUGACAUAAUACAACUGCAACGCCGCGGUUUCUUCCGCGUGGAUGUGGCGACUUCAUCACCUUCACCGCAUACUAGUAAAGCCGCCCCGCUCGUCCUGUUCCAUGUGCCCGAUGGACAUACUAAGGAAAUGCCUGGACAGCCCAAAUCAGUGCUAACGACACAAGCGAAGCAACCGACCCCCGCAGACGCCGUAGGUUCAGCGUCGCAAUUAAACGAACAAAUCGUGAAACAAGGAGACGCGGUGAGAGCACUCAAGGGCGCGAAGGCUGAGAAAGUUAAGGUCGAUGAGGCAGUCAAAGCACUGCUAGAUCUUAAGGCCAAGUACAAAGCGGCUACUGGACAGGAUUGGAAACCGGGUGUUACACCAGCAGUUAAAGCUGAGCCCAAACCAUCAGCUGGUGGUGAUGCUGCUGCACUUAACCAGGAUAUCAUAAAACAAGGAGACCUCGUACGUUCCCUGAAAGCUGAUAAGGCCGAUAAAGCUAAAGUCAGUGAGGCUGUUGCACUUCUGCUGGAGUUGAAGGCUAAAUACAAGACUGCUACUGGACAGGAUUGGAAACCCGGUGCAACGGUGUCAGAAGCGAAACCCUCCCCAGCGGGAGACGCGGACAGCAUCAACCAGGAGAUCAGCAAACAGGGAGACUUGGUGCGCUCUCUGAAGGCAGCAAAGGCUGAGAAAGCGAAGGUCGACGAGGCUGUGAAGAUCCUUUUGGAGCUUAAAGCCAAAUACAAGGCGGCUACUGGACAGGAUUGGAAACCCGGCGCAACAGUACCGCAAGCGAAACCCUCGCCAGCAGGAGACGCGGACAGCAUCAACCAGGAGAUCAGCAAACAGGGAGACCUGGUGCGCUCGUUAAAGGCAGCAAAGGCUGAGAAAGCAAAGGUCGACGAGGCUGUGAAGAUCCUUUUGGAGCUUAAAGCCAAAUAUAAGGCGGCUACUGGACAGGAUUGGAAGCCAGGAGCGACGCCAGCGCCGGUGAAAGCCAAUAACGGGCCAGAUGUUAACGAAAUUUUAAUUAAAAUCACCGCACAAGGCGACAAAGUGCGUAAAUUGAAAGCAGAAAAGGCGGAGAAGGGUACUCUGGAUGUUGAGGUGAAGAACCUACUGAACUUGAAAGCCCAGUACAAAUCAAUCGCUGGUACAGACUGGACUCCAACCGCGGCUCCUGCUCCUGUUAAAACCGAGGCUACCGAGAAGCAAACAGCAAUGAACGGUGUAAACGCAGAAGCUUUGGCGGCCGAAGUCGCGAAACAAUGUGAAGUGGUGCGAGACCUUAAAGCGAAGAAAGCUGAUAAAACAACAAUAGACGCGGAAGUGAAGAAGCUUCUAGAACUUAAGGCGAAGUACCAACAAGAGACGGGAGUUGCGUACGCGGCGGCUCCGGCGCGAGAGAGUAAGCCGAAGGAGAAGAAACCGAAAGAAGUUAAAGAAGUGAAGAAGGAGAAGAGCAAAGAACCGAGCCCCAAGCCCAAUAAAGAAGAGUCAUCGAGCGGUGUUAAGAAGAUAACACGGCUCGGGCUUGAGGCGUCCAAGGAAUCUGAACUGUCAGAAUGGUACCAGCAAGUUAUAACUAAAGCGGAGAUGAUAGAUUACUACGAUAUAUCAGGAUGUUACAUCCUCCGCCCGUGGUCGUACAGUAUUUGGGAGAUCAUUCGAGAAUUCAUCAGUACCAAUAUCAAGAAAAUGGGUGUGAAGGAUGUGUAUUUCCCCAUCUUUGUGUCUAAGGCGGCGCUGGAACGCGAGAAGACGCACAUCGCGGACUUCGCCCCCGAGGUGGCGUGGGUGACGCACUCGGGCUCCAGCGAGCUCGCCGAGCACAUCGCAAUCCGCCCCACCUCCGAGACGGUCAUGUACCCCGCGUACGCCAAGUGGGUGCAGAGCCACCGCGACCUGCCGCUCAAGCUGAACCAAUGGAACAAUGUCGUGCGAUGGGAGUUCAAGCAGCCGCAGCCGUUCCUCCGCACCCGCGAGUUCCUCUGGCAGGAGGGACACACCGCUUUCCGCGAACAGAAAGAAGCUCACGAGGAGGUUCUGCAGAUCCUUGAUCUGUACGCGCGAGUAUACGAAGAGUACCUCGCGAUCCCAGUGAUAAGGGGCAGAAAGACUGAGAAGGAGAAGUUCGCGGGCGGCGACUACACCACCACCGUAGAAGCUUAUAUCGGUGCUAGCGGGCGAGCUAUUCAGGGAGCAACAAGUCAUCAUCUGGGACAGAACUUCUCAAAGAUGUUUGACAUCGUAUAUGACGAUCCUGACACGCAGGAGAAGAAAUUCGUCUACCAGAACUCAUGGGGCAUCACCACUAGGACUAUAGGUGUAAUGGUCCUUGUACAUGGAGACAACCGAGGCUUGGUGCUUCCACCUCGCGUAGCAGAGAUCCAAGCUAUCGUGGUGCCCUGUGGUAUCACAGCAUCCAGCACUGCAGAGGAGAGGAAGAACCUCAUGGAUUCCUGCAAAAACCUCGUGGAAGAGUUGAAGGCAGCUGGUAUCAGAGCUGAUGGGGAUUACAGGGAGAACUACUCACCUGGCUGGAAGUUCAACCAUUGGGAGCUGAAGGGUGUACCAAUCCGAGUGGAAUUAGGACCAAAGGACAUUUCACGGGGUGAGAUCGUAGCAGUUAUCCGACUCACCGGUGAGAAGCGUACGCUCAAACGGGAUUCCGCGCCUAAGGAACUGGUGACUACCCUCGAAAAAAUACAUGAGGAUAUGCUUAAUAAAGCUACGAAGGAAAGAGAUGAGAGAUUGUCAUCAGUAACAAAAUGGGAAGACUUUACAAGUGCCUUGGAACGGAAGCAUAUCUUGUUAGCACCUUUCUGUGGAGAAAUUUCUUGCGAGGACAACAUUAAAAACGAUAGUGCCAGGAAUGAAGAUGAUCAAACAACAGAAGUAAAGGCUCCAUCAAUGGGUGCCAAAUCCUUGUGUAUUCCAUUCAACCAACCACGUGACAUAACUGCCAGUGACAAGUGCAUCCACCCUGCUUGCAAUAACAAGCCCAAAUUUAUAACAUUGUUUGGUCGGAGUUAUUAAGAAUACUUCUAUAUGUGUUUUAUAAAUUUAUUAUUUAAAAAUAAAUAAAUCAAAAUU
Molecule: messenger RNA, 5204 nt
Organism: Zerene cesonia (dogface butterfly)
Lineage: Eukaryota; Metazoa; Arthropoda; Insecta; Lepidoptera; Pieridae
Gene: GluProRS
Product: bifunctional glutamate/proline--tRNA ligase
Exons: 31
Coding region: 108-5147 (1679 amino acids)
Biological process (GO): prolyl-tRNA aminoacylation; translation; glutamyl-tRNA aminoacylation
Cellular component (GO): cytoplasm; aminoacyl-tRNA synthetase multienzyme complex
Molecular function (GO): proline-tRNA ligase activity; glutamate-tRNA ligase activity; ATP binding
Source: RefSeq, a predicted model, not a curated record